Porites evermanni is the source of this 17261-nucleotide messenger RNA. Lineage: Eukaryota; Metazoa; Cnidaria; Anthozoa; Scleractinia; Poritidae. The record is from the annotation of a GenBank genome assembly.
AUGGGGAAGAAACAGCAUCAGAAAGACAAACUGUAAGUUAGAACCCUUAAGGAAACUCGGGAACUGUAUUUCAAUAGGAAAUUAAAAGAAACAUUUGGUUUUUAUCUCAAGAUACUUGACUAACAAGGAGUGGAAAGAGGAGUGGGGAGGAAAAAAGGCUGGUGAGUUUUCCAUAUGUUCUAACUCUUUUUUGAAAUUUCUGCACCACAAAACAUGGCACUAUCUUUAAUACACUUCAUUAACUACGAGCAAUACUGUAAGGAAUAGAAAAUUACAUUGAUUUGGUUGUGUUCUUCUCAUUCUUAGAUGAUAAUUUAUAGAAAAUGAUUAUAAGCAAGGAACCUCCCACCUCAAUUCACUUCCAUUCAAUCUCCCGCAAUCUUCUCUAAACAAAAAAAUAUCACUUAACAGCUAGAGGUGAUAAGGCUAUCAGCAAGUUUGUUUGAUGGCCAUGUUGUAAUUGAAGGUGACAUAUGACAUGAAAUGUGACCACUUACAAGUCAUACACUUGUAUAGAAUUAUCUUCACUCACAUUAGACUCCUAAAAAGUAAAAUAACAUAUGUACUGAAGCUGUCAGUUGGGCUUACUCUUAGCUCUUUAGAUUUCUGCACCACGGCUCUAUAUCCUAGCCUCAUUUAACACUUUUGCAUAAGUGUUGAUACAGCUCAAUAAACCAAAGGGAGUUUAAGAUACAUGCAUCACUAUGGGGACAUCAAAGUGAAUGUCAAAAAAGCAAUGGGUUUAAUUAGCAAAACAACAACUCUUCAUCAGUGUCACACUUUAAGAUGUAUUUCUUUGCUUUCACUGGACAAUCAUGACAUCAAAUUGACUUAUGUCAUGCUUUAUGGGGAAUGUAAACAAACUAUAACAAAGUUUUCUUUUUUUCUUUUUCCUGAACUUGGAUAUGGUUCUUAGAAAUUCAAAUAGAGGAAAGUUCUCCUACCCUAGAGUACUGUACAUUUGACAAAGUGAGCAUGUUGGAAUAAAAACGAUGAAAAUUGAAAGAGCUUGAAUUCACAAUUAUUUAAAUGACAUUUGCUUACUAUUAAAUUCAGCAAACAUCGAUUGACAAAUUCAAAAUUCAGGAUUGUAUCAUUCAAUAUUGACAACAACAAAUUCUUGCCCUGUUGUAUUGAUCUUGAUCUCAUAAUUCAAUACUUAGAUGUUCCUCAGAAAGCAAGUUUUAGAAGAUUACCAUUUCAUUGCUGCAGGUUUGUUUGCUUGAUCUAUGAGAAUUUCUGUAGGAAUGUAUGAUAGAACCUGAAUAUAACAAAUCAUUUACAGUGUAUUAUUAUAAUGAAAUCCUCAGUAAAUAAUGAAUAACUGGCAUUGGGAAACAAAGAAAACUCGGAAUCAAACCUGGAGGAAUACUGUUUAACCUAAGAAAGGAUUUUACCUACAACACAUAAGCCAUAUGUACCAAACUGGCAAUACUAUAGCCAAAGGUUUGAAAUGUGAGCUAACUGAGCGAAGCAUUCAGGGUUCAAACAUUUUAUUUUGUGUUGUUUUUUUUCCUGCUUUUAGUCUUUCUCUGCAGCCAUUUGAGCACCCUCUCUGCACUAAGGAUGGAGUCAUAUUUGAUUUAUUGUAAGUGUUUCAUGUUUACUUAGCACAAUCUAGCUUCCACACACAAAUCAUUCACCCUUUUUGUUUUCUACAUGUUAAGUAUUCUUUUCAGCUAUGGUAGUAUUCACCCUGUCAUCAGGGAGUGGAACGCAACUCUUCACAAGGCCUCGCAGGAUUGGCUGUGAAAACAAUAGACAUAGAAAUAUAACAAUGACUCUAUCCCUAAAACAAUGGAGUUGUAUGUUAUGAAGAACCACUGAAAUUAGAGGUUUUUAGAAGCUGUGUACUAUCCCGUGGGCAGAGCCUUUUUUUGUCUUCUUGUCUAUCAAGGAGGAGAAAAGGAGCAAGGCUGUGCUCUGAGGAAAAUUGAAGGGAGCCCAGUGCUCUGAACCUGUAAAAUCUAGGGUGUCCAGCAUAUAGAUUCUAUGAAAAAACUAAGAUUUUUUAGUUGCCCAAGAGCAGAAGUUUAGGUCUGCCUGAGUCAUGUCAAGCCUUUGUAGUUGCUGCAGCCUGAACUUCAGGAUUACCCAGUAGUCAAUCUUGUUUUCUCUGGUCCAACUGGUUGCUCGAGUGCGAGCAUCCAUUUAUCGAUAAACUAGUGGUCAUAUAUGUAACUGAGCCCACCAUACCAAGCACACAGCUAUAAGGGCUGGGUUUGAAACUGUUUCAUAGCAGCAUACAGUGCAUGCUUAACAAAGAUCUCACUUGAUUCAUGCAGAGUCUUUCUCGACCAUAUGAAAAUUAUUGUUAUCAAGCAAGUGAGAGAAAGGCUGUGCUGGCAGUGUGCAUAGUAUCCUGUUAUUGCAAAGAUUUUCUUUCUGAAGAAAAAAUACAACGUAUUUUCAUCCACUAGCCUGGCAUUGAUGUUGCCUUUAGUUAACGAAUGACAGACAGUACAGUAGAAGCCUAAUAUUUACGUAUUUAAAUGAAGAAACUGUCCAGGAAAAAUACUGGGUGUGUUUUUCUAACAUGUCUGUACCAUGAUCUGUAUGAAUUAUGAUACAUGUUUGCAAGUAUAUCAUUUUGUUUCCUUUGUCAGAAACAUUGUUCCCUAUCUCAAGAAAUAUGCCAAAAAUCCAGUAACAGGAGAGGUUUGUACUGAAAAAUAUAGCAUACAGUCACAGGUCUACUUAAGGCCACCCUUCUCAUAAUGGCCACAUUUUUUAGCCCCUGGGAUGCUUUAUAACAACCAACACUCCACAGCAGCAAUGGCCUGGCACUCAAGUGCAUCCCGACUACUAAAGAAAGUUACAUGUACAGUGGAAGCUCUUCAUAACAGCCAUUCAUCACACUCUACUCACUUUGUUUUGUUAACAUCAUUGUUCUGGGCCAACCCGUUGUUAAGGUAACCCAGGGUUAGUGCGAGAUUUGAAUUCAGAUUUGAAAGCUUAAAAAGCAUUUCAGUUUUAAUUCUUUUCGUCACAAGUUGAUGACUGGAAGCUCUAAAAAUAGCAGAGAAAAUUAUCCGAGAAAAUGCUUUUGAACACAAGAAAAAGAAACCCGUGUUGAAUUUAACCCCGGGUUAAGCGAUAAUCGGCCUUCAAGCAACUGGGCCCUGAACAAUUUGUUUCUGUUUUUGGCAUUCGUUUUACAAUCAGAGAGUGUGCUAGACUUUAUUGUUGUUAGAGCAUGUAUUAAAAGGACCUCUAUUAAGCAGUCACCCUCUAUUAAGCGGUCACUCACGAAAUCAUUUCCCUUAAUAAAUACUGUAAAACUGACCUUAAUUAAGCAGUCACCUGUAUUAAGUGGUCACAGGCACCUUUUCCGAGGUCCUAAUGAGUUUUUUGAGAAGUACCGUACUAGUGCAACAGGUCGCACUGUAUAUGGUGUCAAGUGGUCUUUAACUUUUUUCUUUUGGGCCAAGAAGGGGUAGAAACAUGUGGAGGUCAGUUUGUCGUGGGAUAGAUAUUUCACUCUUUGACUGCCUUCAUUUUCUUGAAUAACUCUCAUGUUUGUCAAACCUGUAUUAAACGGUCAACCUAUAUUAAACAGUCAGUAAGCCAUUCCCAAAGGGUGAAUGCUUAAUACAUGUCUGACUGUACACUGAUCAUCAGUACUUUUUGUUUUUUCAUUAUUCUUACAGCCUCUUCAGGCCAAAGAGCUGAUAAAACUGAAUUUUCAUAAAAAUGCAGAAGGUAGGUCAAUUGAAGUUGGAAUUUUGAGCACUUGUAGUAAAUGUACUAAACCAUAAUUUUUAUUUUGAGGUGAAGGAAGAAGUAUUAAAAAGAAGUCAUUAGAGGAGUUUGUAGUAGAACACAUACUAAUAAGUGCUAAAAAUUCCAACUUCUAUUUUUACACUCAGCCCUAAUCCUGUUGUGUAUGCUGUUUCAUUUUCUUUUAUUUCAAAUUUAUUAUUGACUCUACCAUGCCUAAAACAAAGAAAAAAAUUAAAUCAAGGAUAAAAAUGAACUUCAACUUACACGAACACUGUGAGCCUCCCUUGAACAUUAAAUUUCUGGGUGCCGCAGUACAUGAGGAGAUCCGUGGAGAAACCUGGGGUUUAGGAUCCUUUACUAUUGGCUGGGAUUGGGGACUGGGUUUAUUUUAUUAUUGAUACACAGUAUAUAGUACUGUAAUUGGAUGGUUACAUGUCCAAAGAUUUCCAUGAGCAAUAACACACAUAAAUGAGGAAGCUAAGACAUCAGGUUGACAUUUACAAGAAACUGAUUUUUACUUUAAGUUUAUAUAUUUUUCCUGUAUUUGCUUGUAUAUCAACUGGUAAUAUGACCGCAGCUUGUUUGUGACAGUCAGUGUUCAGUGGCAUUUCUCACCUCUGUUUUCAACUCUUGCCUAAUCUGUUAUCAUUGCAUCUGGGUAUGAACCCUGCUGGUUUAAGCGGUUUUCAGUAACAGAGCAAACUAGAGUAGGUGGUGAAACACAAAUUUUGUUUUGUCAACUGACUUGACAACUCUAAGAAGAAUAAAUGGCUGAUGUUUCAAGAGCUAGCCCUCCAGCAGUGCAUUUUAAACACUAACCCCAUGUUAGAGAGUUACGCUGUAUGAGCAGUAGCCCUCAAAUUUUUUCGCUCUAACAAAGGGCAAGGGCUUGAAUCUUAAACACCAGUCAUGCCAUCAGCUAAGUUGUUUUAAGUAUAAAUUUUGUGUUUUUCUUUUAAAACUAUAAACCCUUCAUUCAAAAAGUGGGUGGUACAAUGUUGUGCAGUUGACCACUGCACCACCUGUUGUUAACACUUGCUCCUUGAUUUUCAGGCCAGUUUCACUGUCCAGUAACAUUCAAAGUCUUCAAUAAUAACUCACACAUUGUUGCAAUAAAACCAACUGGAAAUGUGUUCUCUUAUGAAGUAAGUUUUUGAAAAGAUUCUCUUGAACUCUUUAUGAACUGAGUAAAUUUCAAUAUUCAAGCAAACUCAUUUCUUUUUAUUAAUUUUUUAUUUAUCAUCAUUUAAAUGCUUGCUUGUUUUCAAUUGCAGGCAGUAGAGCAAUUAAACAUUAAGCCAAAGAACUUCAAAGACCUUCUGACAGAUGAACCUUUUACAAGAAAAGAUAUAGUUACAAUACAGGUUUGUGUUAAGGUCACAUACAUGUAGUUGUCACUUUAGACUGCAAAAAUGGAGAUAUAUUUUUGAGUCAGUGGGUGCUCGAUUUUUCUAGUAUAUACUUCAUGUCAGAAUUCUAUGGUUGCAUUGAACUUCUUACAGAGCACUCUUUAUACAUGUAACUCAUUUUCACUGCCUUCUUUUGCAGGCAUUUUCCGACCUGUCUGCCUUGUCCCAUAUGCCCCCUACCUUACCUCUUAUAACCCAUGGACCACAACCUGAGCAAGAUUUAGUACUUACAGCUGUACAUGCCCCUUAAAAAUCCAUAUACUGCAAGCUAUUCGUUCUUUGUACAUGUACACUGUACACUUGGUCUUAAUUAUUCUACCUGCAGCUACCUCUAGCUUCCCAUAAGGUAACUGUAGGCAGUAGCCUUUGAUAGACCAUUUACGGUUGUGGGUUAGCUUGUAGUACCCAAGCCUUUGAGUGAAUGUGAGAAUGAGAUUGAACUUGUUUUCGUACAAACCUCCUUUAUUUUCUUCUGAAAAUAAUACUGGUUAGCAUAAGAACAACAGGAAGAGUUGUAUCAAAACAAGGUCAACUCCAGCCUGGUUUUCUUUCUAUAACUGUAAAAUAGGCUAUUCCGCUCAGUUCCCUGCCCCUUAAUCACAUGGAGCCGUUGGCUGCUCCCUGUAAAUGUAACUCCCUACAACUUCAUCUGGAGCACUCUGCACCUUCCUGUCACUGCCUGCUAAGAGUAGCCCUCCAAUGGGUUGGUAUCAAAUCCAGGAUGGAGUAUUAAUAUAUUAUUAGGUCCUGAGUGUCUAUAUUCCCGACCUAUAUGUACCCUUGGUGUAUGAGUGCCUUUAAAUUGAUGUUCAUUAAGAUUGACAUAAUAAUGAUUACUGCAAUUUUCACUAACAUGCAAAUUCUGAAGUUCAAAAGCCAACUGUUGAUUGCAUUUUUCACUGCCAUCAAUCAUCUUAACAGCCCUCUUAGGAAACAAAACUUUACUUUAACGGGCUCAAAAGGUCAUGGUUUGUGAAUUGUGAUUGGUGGAUUUCGAUCCAUUUUGUGUGUUUCUGUGUUUCAAGGUUCAUUGCCUGUGAUCAUAAUUAUGAUUGAUGACAGUGAAAAAUGCAAUUGUGAAGGCAGCUUUUGAACUUUAGAGUUAGCAUGUUUGUGAAAAGCGCAGUAAUAAAAAUGAUAAUAACAAUUUAGAGAUAGCACAUCCUUUUAGCAGUUCUUCGUCUACCUUAUUGGUGGUCAAAUUGGAAUUUGGAAAUGUUGGUUUUUGAGUAGAGGGCAAAACCGGAGUACCCGGAGAAAAACAAAACAAACAAAAACCAACAACAAACUCAACCCAAAUAUGGCAUCAAAGCUGGGAUAUGUACCCUGGUCACACUGGUGGGAGGCGAGUUCUCGCACCACUGCGCCAACCUUGCUCCCCAAAUAAGGUAUUUUUUUGUCUUUGUCUCUCCUUAUCAGGAUCCAACAAGUCUUGAUAAGUUUAAUCUGUCAAAUUUCCAUCAUCUAAAGAACAAUCUGAAAGUAGUAAAUGAAGGUUAGUUAAAUCAUGACUUUAAUAGUAAUUUUAUUUUUGUUUGUUUCCCAUUACAUGUAUUUCUUUGUACAGGUCAAGUGAGCAAAGGCUAUAUGGCUAGAAGGUCCAGAGUAUGAGUGUUACUGUUGGGAGGUUUUUGAAAGGAACAACAAAAUAUUAUCAGGUCAAUGUAGACCUCAAAACCCACACAUGACGAUGUUGACCAAAACUCAAUAACCUCUGCAACAAUUGUAUCUUUCAAUAAUUGAAAUUAUUGAGAAUUUACUGGACCCUAAGUCAGGAAAAAAAAGGACACAGCAUGGCAAUACUACUUAGAUAUACCUGCCCAAGUAAGAAUAAUCGUACAAUAAAUACUUUAUAGUAUGUUUUUACUUGCUUCUGCUAUUGAUCAGGCGUUUCAACCACACAGUGCAGGUCUUCAUGUGGCGAUAGUGUCGAUUUACUAACUCGGACUAUUUGUACCACCACGGAUGCUUUUGACUGAAACCCACCAACCAUGAGUGAGGUUUGUGAUACACCAAUCACUAACAACCACAGUCAGGUACAAAUAGUCUGACUCAGUAAAUCGAUACUAUUGCCUCAUCAAGGCCUGCAGUGUGCACUCAAAACGUCACGAUCAGUAUCAGAGUGACAAUCGUGAUAAACUAAACCCUUUAUGUUUCUGCUAUUUUAUAUAUUAUAAUUUUGAUUGUAUUAUUUUUCUUUUUCAGAGGAGGAAAAAGCUAAGAAAGACCCAAAGUAUUAUUUGAACAGAGCUAACAAAGACACAUUAGGUAUUUUAAGUGAGCUGGAGAAAACCUACAAAGAACCAGUAAGUUAUGACUGUAUUUUUUUUUUAGGCCUGAACAUCACAAAAAUGUUAUUGCGGUUGCUUAAGGGAGGUGGUCGUUUACUAGAGGUUCCAACUGUAAGACUUUGACUGGGAAAACUUAGGUGUUUUGGAUAGGUGGUCACUUAUGGGAGGUGGUAUCUUAUGACAGGUGGUCGCAGUUAGAGGUUCAACUGUAUAAUGUCGCCUCAGUCAAAAAGAAGUAGAAUGAAAAUAAUCUUAGUUAGCACUUGAUAUUAGGCAGGACUUGAUGUACCACAAGAGACAGUUUUUUGAAAGAUGCAGCUAUUAAUAUUAAUUUGCACUUGUCACUUAAUGAUCUUUUUUGAGUCUUCCUCUAUCUUUAUCUAGUAGGAAAUAAUCCUAGUGGUAGCUAGGGCUUGAUGUACUACAAAAGAUCUAGUUUCAUAUUUAUCUUAUCAUCCAUAUAAUUAAAACAAAAAAAAUGAAAGAUGCAGCUGUAUAAUUCACAUUUGUGACCAAAUGAUCACUUUUGUUUUAUUCCCUCUCGAUCUUGUCAUUUAUUUGUAGGAGAAAAGGGGCGCUGAGAAAGCUGAGUCACUCACAGAAAGGAAUGCUGUAAGUUGUCUCUCUAACAUCAGCCAUAUCAAGUAUAGUUAAACCUCUCCUAAUGGUGACCUCUUUAAUACACUGUACCUUACUUUUACGAGUUGUCCUUUUGGUUCCAAUGACGCCAAACUUCAUCCCUAUACAGUACCUCUAUAACAUGGACACCUCUUUAAUGAAAAAAUAUGGACACUUGGCACUUAUCUUUUGAUGCCUUCGUUAUAAAGAGGGCUAGGAUAACUCCUUGGAAAAUUUUGGUUUUGUUUUUACAUCUCUGUAAAACACUGCCUUUAGGGACCCUUUUCCACUGAAAUUUCCAGUGAUCUGCCUUUGGAAUGGUAUGGCUAUCUCCGACAACCACAUAUCACUUUUUUACUUCAUAACUUGUCUUUGAUAAGUUUUGAGGUGAAGUUCUGGCUAUUUUUUAAUUUUUUUUUUCAAUCAAUACAGGCUCAUUAUUCUACUGGAGCUGUUGCUAGUUCAUUUACAUCCACAGCUCAAGUUCCUGUUACACAACAGGAGGCAGGUAUGAAAAGCCCUGCAUUGGACCAUUACAACAAUAAUUGUAUAUUUAAGUACACCUUUUGCUGUUCAUUACGAGAAAACACGCAUUAAUUUGCGUGAAACGGCGACCAACAGCGCCAAGAUACAUUCAUUAGCGCGAAAAAGCGAACAUUUGCGCAUAAAUCAGAUUCAAUAACGAUUUUUGCAUUUUAAUCAACAUUCAGUAACAUUUUUGGGCAUUCAUUUGCGUCAUUCGGCAUACAAAGGAGAAAAAUAUACUUUUACUAACGCUAACAUUCGAGUCAUUAACAUUAUCUUGAAAAUCAUUAGGGACAAUAGAAAAACAUUUAAGUGCAAACGCUAAUCAUUAACAUUUUUAUGACACUGUUUGCAAUUCAAUAGCAUUCCUGGACAGCUUUAGAAUGGAUAAGACAAACAUUAAUGCGCGUGGACAAUCAAUUGAGCGUUCUAUACAUUUAAUAGACAAAAAUCUAUUUUCAAUUAAACAAUACCAAUUCCCCCCCCAAAAAAUUGGCCUGAAUUUGUUUAAAGAAUCACGCCGUAAUUCGCCACUGUGUGUUCGUGGACGGCUGCGGCUAUACAUUUACCCUAGUCGGCCAGAAGUCAUGGUGGGGCGCGACAAGGAGUGGAAGGCGUACCGCAAAGUGUGCGGCCAACGAGGACGAAACUUGACUAUGACCAUGGCAAUAUCACCUCUCAAAUGUUCUCCUCGGCAGCUGCUGGAGUAAUGAAUACUGAGUCAGUUUUUCGGUGACUUUCUGGCACAGGCGAGGAAAAAAUGGAUCCCGAUAAGUCGGUGGUCUUUGGGUAUGACGGCGUGCCAACCCACCUAGAUUUGACCAUUCCCGCCCCAUACGUACACAGCUUGUUUCCCAACUCGACAUCGUUGAAAAGGAUUUAAGUUGUCUGAAAGCGACACCAAAGGCCGACAUCUCGAGUCCGGAAAUUUAAAGAUGUAUAACAGGAAUGAGAGGGCAAAGCCCUAGCAAUCCCACUGGCGGAUUUCGGAAACAACAACUGCAGUGGUUGAAGCUCUGCGCUGAAACAUUAGAUUGUGACCGCAGCUAAAUGUGCUAAGGGGUACCAUUUCAUGCAAACCUACCUCCCAAAAUGUUUAAAUAGCGAGGUUUUUGAGGGAUAUACAUUUAACGGUCUGAAAUACAGGUCAAAUUUGUUUGAAUUUCUAUUGUUUAGUUGAAAAUCGAUUGUUAUAUAUUAAAUGUAAAGAACACUCAAUUGAUUGUACAUGCGCAUUAAUGUUUGUCUUAUCCAUCCUAAGGUUGUCCAGGAAUGCUAAUGAAUUGCAAACAGUGUCAUAAAAAUGUUAAUGAAUAGUGUUUGCACUUUAAUGUAUGUCAGUUGUACCUAUUGACUUUCAAAAUGGUGUUAAUGACUUUGAUGUUGGCGUUAAUAAAAGUAUAUUUUUUUCUUUUGAAUGCACAAUGACGCAUAUGAAUGCCCAAAAGUGUUAUUGAAUGUUGAUUAAAAUGCAAAAAUCGUAAUUGAAUCUGAUUUAUGCGCAAAUGUUCGUAUUUUCGCGCUAAUGAAUGUAUUUUCGCACUAUUGGUCGCCGUUUCACGCAAAUGAUUUCGUAUUUUCUCGUAAUGAAGAGCAAAAGGUGUAAUAAUGCUUCAUGGCUCAAGUCUUGUUUUUCCUUGAUUUCUUAAUGGACCAGUUUCUUUAUUUUUAUUUUUUUCAUCAAUUCUUUAGUUUAAAUCUCCUAUGUAAUGCUACUCCUUAUGCAAUAAAUCUAUUUAAUAGUAAUUUUGUGGUUGUUAUUUUUAGCUAUUAUUGAUCAAGAUGUUGUCAGGUACCGAGAAGUUAAGAAGAAAGGUAGGUUAUGGUAGUCUUUCACUUUGUGUAGAAGCACUGAAUAAUGUUGUAACCUCAGUGUAUAAGGCCUGAAUGAUAGGAAUAUUUUCUGAAAAGCAAAAAAUGCACUUUAUUCUAUGUUUGAAUAUACACAGACAACAUGGUACAUCAUUUGGCUGAUGUUGUUUUCUAUAAUAACUGUAUAAAUGAUAUAGCACAGUAAUGUCCUACAGUACAAAAAAACAGUUAGAAAAUCAGUUGUCUGAGUCCUUUGUGAGAGUAGCAACAGGAAUUUUGAUAAGCACACCUCAGUUUUCCAGGCUUAAGACUAUGUUUCUUAUUCAGGUUAUGUGAGACUGCAAACCAGUCAUGGUGACUUGAACUUGGAGCUUCACUGUGAAAUGGUAAGAGAUAAGUAUUUAACCCUAGGCAAGAUGACAUGAAUCCUGUGUUCUGAUCAGCUUUAUGUACCAAGUGGCUUCAGGCCUCAGGAAUGCCCACUUCAUUCCUGCAAGAAUACCUUAUUAUAGGAAAUUGAUGCUUCAUGAAAUUAAUGCAAAUUUCAAAAACUUGCGUUAAUUAAGUGGCGUUAAUUUUUGUAAAUGUUAAUGUCUGCGCUGUUAUUUAAGUGGAGUGACCUUAAUUUCCAUUAUUUUGGCUCCAAAUUCUCGAUACACUUUUGAUGUUCUUGACUUCCAAGAAAGAGGAGUAUUUUAUAUUGGUGGAGAUCUGCUAGCUAUUAUCACUGAAACUGUAAAGAACCCUGGAAGGGGCGCUAGAUAUCUUUGCUUGACCCCCUUCAUACGUUUAGGGAAAGUACUGCAUGACAAACAAAUUUUACGUUUUUCUUUGUUCCUGAUGUCUCAACAAGUUUUGUUUCUUUGUGAACGUCGCAUUAAUUUCCUACAUUUUAAAAUGCCAUCCUCUUUUUUGCAUUAUUUUCCUUUAUUCAAAAGCUAAUUGUUUUCCGUUAUAUAAAUUUGUGUUAAUUUAAGUUGUGUUUUAAAUUUCCAAUAUCUUAUUUUCAUGUAGCUUUAAUUUCCUUUAAUAAGGUAAAUGCUGCUGUUGGUCAUGAUAAGAUUAAAUCGUUUACCAAGCUGUGAGAUUGUUGUCAGGUGUCUCUAUGUAAAUGCAGACCCAAACUACAAUCAACCAACUGACAGUCAAAUGAGAAGGUUGACUGAUGCCUUGGUUGACACCCGCUAUAACACACAAGAUCCACAAAGUGUUGCUAAUACUGUUUAAAAGAUUUGUUGGCAAUUUUUAUUUGCAUUUUCCAGGUUUCCAAAACAUGUGAGAAUUUUAUCAAGCUUUGCAGUAGAGGCUACUAUGACAACACAAGUAAGUUUAAAAAUGUAAAAGUUUUGUUAUUAUUUGAUUGAUGUUUGUGAUUUGCUUAUGAUUUGAUCUAAUAUUGGUUUUGUUUUUCUGUUUUAGUUUUUCAUCGAUCCAUCAGGAAUUUUAUGGUAAAUACAUCUAGUGAAGUCACUUGUAGUUGAUCAAUGAGUGAUGGAUCUUGAGCAAAGGCACCAGUUAACUUAGAGCAUAAGAUUGAGAAUGUAUAGAAUAAAUGGUACAAAUCACUUGUUUUGGCUUUCAUUGCUUGGUAAAAUCCAGAAAUCUGGUGUAUUUUAAUAAUUAAGGUGAAUGUAGCACUCCAAUGGUCCAAAAAUUUAUGACUGAAGAGAUUUGUCACAAACAUCUGCCUAUUUAAUAAGUGAUCACACCAUUAAGUGAUGACUGGGUAUAGCCUGCAUCGCAGACGUAAUCCAGCCGUGGUUCAUAACAUCUAAAAAACAAACACUGAUUAUUAUUCUUGUUCUGGUUCCCUAACGGACUCAACAUUACUGGAAAUGUGUUUCGAGUUUCCCUUCAACGUGAUUGGCAAAUUGGCCAUCGCUUUUUCAACAGGCCAAUCAUGGUGUGACAGUGUACUCAAAUCAUGGUACAUGGGUGGAGGCCAAGAACAAGAAUUUCAGCACUGUUUAGUUCUGUCUGUGGCACAGGUUAGAUUGGUUGGUACCCAGUCAUCAUAACCUUUCUCUCAUCAGUGAAUGUCAAAAAGAGAACUUGUAUUAAGGCUAUUAGCCAGCCUAUUAAAAGGGAGUGGGAAUGUGCAUUUUUGUACAAUCUGUGAAAUUGCAUUCUUGAUAGAUGGCCCUUGAAAAUCGAAUAUGGUCCUUGAAAAGUCCUUUAAAAUAGUUGCAAUUUUUUGUAUGAACCAACCUGUGAAGUCUAAUUUCCCUCUACUCACAGUUUUGAAUAUAGUAUAUUUACCUUCAUUCAAUGUUUCCUGUCUGUUGUCGGUAGAUUCAAGGUGGGGAUCCAAAUGGUACUGGAACAGGUACAGAUAAAGAAAAUAUGCAUUGUAGGAUGAGUUUGCAAUAAUACGUUAAGAAUGCAUGUAUUAUAUGGAAAUAGUAAUAUUGUUGUUGCACCUGUUCCGGUUUGUUUGUAAGCAGCCCACACUGGCCUGCUUUUAUUCUAGAAAGAUAUCAGCGCUGAAGAUUGCAGCUGAUGUCUUUUAGAAUAAUUAUACUUUCACCCAUCCUUGGAAUGUGCGCAAACAUCCUUGCAGCCUUCUAUAUAGUCUUCUGCACAGCCAUUUUGUGUCCUCACGCAACGCUCCUGCCCACAAGCGGUUCGUUUUUCGUUUCCACAGAGAACGGCUGUAGCUGACUACCUUCUCACAGCAAUAUUUAAGAAAUAAUAUGACAGUAAUGUUGAUAUAUGUAAUGAUUAAUGGAACGAGAUCAGAGGUGCUUCUUUGUCUGUUCCUUAAGUCAUCUAAGACCAACGCCAGUGUAGAGCUUUUAGCCUUUUUUCUGGUGAGAUAUCUAUGGAGCAAAUUAAUUUGUUCACUGACUAGUGUUUUCUUGUGUGUUUUCAGGAGGGGAAUCAGCGUGGGGUGCACCGUUUAAGGAUGAAUUCAAACCAAACCUUAUACAUCAAGGUGGGUGACAGAAUAACAGUUGUGUUGUGUACUUUAUUACUUCGUCAUUUCGCGGGGAAAUCAGUGGUGACGUCGCGAAAUGUCGGCUGUUUUCUAAGGCUAACACUGAAACUGAGAGGUGAAGUCCACAUACAGCAAAGACCUGACGUCUGAGGAACGAGCGCAGAAAUUCCAAACUGCUGACGCGCAUUGACUACCCAGAUCUGGUCAGUGCUUCUGAUUGGUUGAAGCUAAUUUCCAACCAAGCACUAUGGAGUUUCUGCGCUCGUUUCUCAGACGUCAUUUUGCGGGGAAACUUCUUAGUGAUGGCGUUGCGAAAUGUCGGCUGUUUUCUCAGGUUGUGUUGGUGGGUGCACCUCUAACUGAGUACAGAAUCUGUCACUUUCUUCUUCAGGCAGAGGAAUUUUGAGUAUGGCAAAUUCAGGACCAAACACAAAUAAAUCACAAUUGUAAGUGUUUCCUAAAAAUGUUGUAAUUAGUCUCCAGUUGUUGUGUCUCGUUGUGACCCUCGAUGACUCACGGCAGUUGGAGACUGGAUACUUGUUGGCAGUCGGUAUUCCCUUUAUUGGAGUCACUAGACUGCUAACAGUUGCUGAGAGCAAGUCGAUAGAGCAAGGAAGUCUUGAGGGCCUGAAAUCAUGAAUGACUUAUAAAAAUGUAUAAUGCAGUAAUUUUUGUUUUAUGUUCUUGAUGACAUAUCUUAGGCGUUCGUCACGUAAUCAUUCCUCCCCUACGUGGGGCACGAACGCCUGACGAAGCCGUAAGAAAGUCUGCGUGGUUGGCUAAUGAUGACAUAGCUAAAAACACCCUGGAAGCGAGGCUAUGCUCGUCUAUAAAGCGUCCUAAUUCAUUCACUGUAAAAUUCAUAAUGUGAUCUGUUUACUUGUAGCUUCAUUACGUUUCGCUCUUGUCGUCAUUUGGAUGAAAAGCAUUCCGUGUUUGGCAGGUAACAUUUUGAUGCAUUUUUUGUGCUCAUUUGUACAUGAAGGAACUUUCCAGGACGAGUAUUGUAAAUUGUUCAGUAGCGGAUCCAGACCUUCAGAUAAGGUGGGGGGGGGGUCUCAAAAAAAUCUUUUUUCUGCCCUUCGGGCCUCACUUUGCUCUAUAAGUAAGGGAAGGGCAGGCCUCCCGGCCCCCUCCCCUGGAUCCGCCACUAUUGUCUGAGAACACUAUUACUUAGUUUUCCGAAAAACAAAACAAAAGAAAAAGAAGAUGUCAAACCUUUUAACAUUAGUUUUAUUGGCAGAUUGGUGGGUGGCCAUGAAACUUUGAACGCUAUGGAAAGAGUUGAAUGUGACGAAAAAGAUCGACCAAAGGUAAACGCAUACCGAAUUCAGUUCAAUUCUUGUUUAUUUAGACAAAAUAGCAUAACCUCGGACAUCAUUUACUCUCGUUGUAACUCGUAACUCCUCUGUGCUUAAAAGUUGUUUUAUAACUGUUUUUUAGGAGGUGAUAAAGCUGAUCAAGGCGGUUGUGUUUGUGAAUCCGUUUGAAGAAGUGGACGCAAUUGUAAGUACAUGUACAUGUCCUGGAAUUUGAAAAUUCCUUUUGAAGUUCUUUCUUCCUUCCUUCCUUCCCCUUCAUUUUCAUAAUAACAUUUAUGACUUGAAAUUACCGUAUUUAUUCGAAUAAGCGCCCAACCUCGAAAGAGCGCCUACCUCGAAUAAGCGCCAAUCCUUAAGGCAGAAAAAGUUAAUAAGCGCCCAGCUUCGAAUAAGGGCCCAAAGACAACGAGACAACAAGACAACGAUCCUCUUUUCCUUUUCCUGAUUAUUGAUAAAGUCCUUUAGAAUUCAACUCUCGAAAAAUUCGCCAAGAUUUGACGAAAUGAACAAGAUGAAAUAAGCGCGAUAAAGUUUGAAGUAGCGCGAAGACAGUUUUUAAGUGAAGUUUUCGUGGCCGUCGUUGUUGCUUAAGCUCUCUAUUGACAAGAUGCGGUGGAAUACUGUUAGCAGGCUCUUGAAUCUUGUUCGUUAAGAAAUGAUUUUGAAGCAUCUAGAGAAUACAGGCAUCCUAGACCUCCUAUAUUCUCUAUCAAGAGCCCUUGUUUCUAUUUAUCCUACAAUUUGUAUAGGAUCCUGUAAAGAGCCUUUUUUUCAAGAAAUCCUCCUAUAUUUCCUAUAAAUAGGACUUAUUAUAUAUAUGCAUUUUGCACUGUGAAGCAGUUUUGUUGUGAAUUAAGAAAAUCAAAAUUCUUUAUCAGUAAAAAUAGUAUUUUUUUAAUUUUGUUGAAUUUUUUUUUUGAUUUUUUAAUUUUUUUCCAAUAAAUAGCCUAUAUUUUGGCUGAAAAUUCCUAUACUUUCCUAUAUUUUGAACUUGAACAGCCUAUUUUACCUAUCAGAUUUUCCAAAAACUGGCUGGGAUGUCUGAGAAUAGAUGUAGAAUUAAUGCCUGAGUUGUAAAAUUAAUACCCGAGUUUUGGUAGCCUGAUUAGUUGGCACUUGGAAGUAAUAGGCACAAGAAAGAACGGGGCGCGCGAGGGAGACACUCCUCUUGCGCCCAUUACUUCCAAGCACCUGCUUAAACUACGCGGGCUAGAGUUUUGGUUGCUGGGUAGUUUCUUUUCGCGCCCUAGUAAUUUCCUGGAAAGCCCCCAGAAUUUCCCAUCGUUUCCUCGAAGUACGAACUCUAUUUCAACUUUUUCCACUCAUAUACUUCAUUGAGCUGAUCUGUGUGUUGAUUUUUUUUUUUAGCUCGAAAAAGAGCGUGAGAAACAGGAAGAAGAACAGAAACGACAGGUAACACACCUAAUCGGUUUUAUUUCUGUUUUCUUUUAUAUGAAUAAGGAUAUGUGAACAGAUAACACCGGGCGCAGUGGAAAUCCUUUACCCUUUGCUCAAGGGCAGCCAAAAAUUCAAUUUUCUUUAAUACUGACAAACAAAUAGAAUUAGAUGAAGUACUAGUGAAGAGGUUUUAUUUGAAUGCUUAAACAAUACGAUUUUGUCCACAUAGACUGUGCAUUUAAAGCUCCACAUCAUCUAUAAUUGACUCUACAGUUGGAAUUGAAUCAAAUUCAAUCAACGUGAAUCUAAUUCAAUUCAAUUAGAGUGGGAGUCAGUGGGUAGCUUAGGUGAUAGCCACCCCUUUCUAGAACAGCCCGCAAAAACAGUAACAGAAAAUAAGAAAGGAACGGAAAUCAUCCCGGAUAGCUGUUUUAUGCAGCUAGGUAAAACAGUUAACGGAAAUCGGUGCGCAACGGGAACCCGAAGCGACCGCAAAUAAGAAGCGAGUUUCAAGUUUUCAAGUUUAUUUAUUAUAUAUUAAGUAGACUAUUACAAUCAAAUCUGACUGACCUCUAGGUAGCUAAAACUAAUCGAGGCAGGUCAGUCGCACAAGUUUUAAAAUGUUACAGAUGUCAAAAAAAAAGAGAUUAACAAAGUAACAGUUUCUCACAAAAAAAGUAGAGAAAUGUAUAAGUAAUAUGGUUCCAGCACCGAGAAUUCAGAAUUACAUGGCCGAUUAAUAUCAAAUAUGGUACGAUUCUCUUUCUACCCCCCCACCCCCCACCCUUUACCACUUUCCUCUUGAUAACAACGUGAAAUGCCAGUAAAUGUAAAUACGGCAGCCAUGUCAUGUGAUCUGAAGUCUACAUCUAAACAAGGGGACAGUAUUUUCUCGUAGACUGCAAACAGUCCGUAUUUUUAAGUGGGUCGAGAACGCGGGAGAACAAAAAUCCAGGAGCGAGGCCGCGAGGGUGAAAACAAAGUGUGAGGCUUUUGCGCUUCUUGCAAAAAUCUCGCGCGGGCGCCUUGAUAAACAGAUUUCGAGAAAAAAGCGACUCUUAUAUGGUCUAAAAUCCUCGAAAUCUCCUCGCGUGACCCUUUUGACGGUUUCUUCUCGCAGGAUGAAGAGGCAAGGAAGAAGAAAGCGGCAGCCACGCCUGCAGAAGCACCCAAAGUUUAUCGGUCAGGAGUCGGAAAGUAUAUCCCAAACAAACCUGCUUCAAGG